Messenger RNA from Pseudophryne corroboree (corroboree frog), 1748 nucleotides. RefSeq names its product neural proliferation, differentiation and control 1 (gene NPDC1). Gene Ontology annotation, cellular component: membrane. Bases 1 to 1080 code for a protein of 359 amino acids. Lineage: Eukaryota; Metazoa; Chordata; Amphibia; Anura; Myobatrachidae. The record is from RefSeq and is a predicted model, not a curated record. The transcript has 10 exons. Gene Ontology annotation, molecular function: hydrolase activity.
AUGAAAUGGUUCCGAGCGGUAGAGCUUUUGCACAUUGGUCGGAUUGUUAGCUUUGUGGCCAGAUUAAUGCCCUAUGAAUAUGGUCUAGAUUUCCAGUUCCAGUUUAUGCAUGAAAACGUCUCUGGUUGCAGCCGACACAAUGUAGCGAAUGUCUUUUUCCUAUAUCCAGUGAAACCUGUUGGACUCUGGACCAAUCCUAGUGCAUCUGAUCAGGUUCUGGAAGCCGUCGCCUCCACGCUGCAGUCCUAUCCUUUCAGUUUCCGAGGGGCCAAGAUCCUGUCGGGUCAGGAUGAGGGGCUUUUCUGCUGGGUCACUGCCAACUAUCUCCUGGAAAAGUUUAAUCAAGCCGUCGUGUGUCCCAACAUUUUAGACUGUCCGCUACACAGGAGGGAAGUCUGCCCUCCGGGCUCCUCAGAGUGCGGCCCUUGCAUUUUCGGCUACAGAGAAACGGCCGAUGGAAAAUGUGUGAGAGCAGUGCAAGACCGUGGCCCAGAAUCCGAGAUUGACUAUAUGGCUGCCAAGCUUGCAGUGAAUCGUCCUCCCAUUUACGAGUUAGCACAAGUUAACUCAACACCAUCGCAGGCUCCUCCUCCCCCCAAUCCACCUGCAGGACGCAGUAAUACCCCGGGGGCGCCUAGAGAAUCCAAAAGACCUAACGAUGCUGUAUUACUAGGGGUGUUCGUCGGGUGUGCCGCGGCUGGUCUCCUGGCUUUGCUUGCUGCUGGGAUAUGUUGGUGCAGGAUGCGUAAGGAAAUGAAGCUGACGGAAAAGACGGAUUACCCUGCAUUUAAGCAGUCGCCUCCUCCACCAUAUGACAAGACCCCGCCCGGGGAUAAGAAGUUGGCUCAGAAUGCUCAGAUGUAUCAUUAUCAGCACCAGAAACAGCAGAUGAUAUCGAUGGAGAAAAAUAAAGAUGAGCUUAAACACCCAGACUCGGCCGUCACGUCAGACGAAGAGAAUGAGGACGGGGACUUCACGGUGUACGAGUGUCCGGGACUAGCCCCGACGGGAGAGAUGGAAGUGAAAAACCCGCUGUUUGACGACUCUUCUCUCCACCACUCGGCUCACCACCCUCACUAGCAACCUCUUGCCUCUGCCGCCAGACUUGUACACAAACCAAAACCUACUUCCCAAAACAACAACAAAAAAGGGAGUUCAGCAAAAAAAGAAAAAAACACAUUUUGAGAUGUCCCUGAAUGCAAUCAUCAAUAUGUUGCAAAAGACUAAUUAUCCGCCAAGCUCUACUCGACUAUUGGCGACAAACCCAAGACUGUUAAAUAGGUGACCAGAUUAUGCUUCGUCCAGAUAGAAUUUAUUUUAUUUUUUUGGCUUAGAAUUUCUCUUCUCUGAGGACUGGGGAUGGAUUUCCCUUUACCUCAAAUCGUAUGAGCCUACCGGCGGCUGUUAUCAGGUGAUGGAUAAAACCAGCCUCAGAAUCCGAAGAUCUAGGGUUCUAGAUCACUGGACCAACCGCACGGACCGGCCAGACCUGAGGCCAGAUCCGCAGCUUGUGAUUUGAUAUUAGUUCAUAUGCCCAGAGCUGAAGAAACGUAUGAUUGUCUGUUUUUCCUUAAGAUACAUUUGCACUUUUAUAUAUGUAAAAUUGUGUAUGUAAACGCUAUAUCCGUUAUUCCGAUUCCGUUUCACGGUGUACCUCCUGUUCUCAGACCAGUAUCACCAGUUAUGUUCCGUUUCGUUCCAUCCCAGAAAAUGAUUUGAUAAAGGUAAAAUGCAUACGUCCAAAAGAA